AUGAUCCUGUGGCUAUUGCAUUCAUCAAACCAACCAAAGAACCUGAUAAAUGAGGAAAUUCCAUCAUCAACAGCCAAGAGCAGCAGUCCUCCACCCUUUUACGUGCUAGAUCCCAAUGACUACCAACACUACUUUCCAGAUACAGCAUCGUUCGAGGCAGCCAAACAGCACGCUCCAUUUCUGGAUCUGCCAAGUAGUCUCAACUACAACGACAGCCUGGUCGCCUACUAUUAUCGUCUGAGGUCCUAUCGCAAACACAUUCGCAAGACCGACGAUGAUCGGUAUUGGGUUGUCACGGAAUUCCUACCCAAUGUACCGUGGGCCGGAACUGCCAAUACAAUUUCGGCUGCUGCGGGCCAUCACAUUGUAGAGGGAAUGUGGUUCUGGGAUGCACCCACAUUUGUAGAAGACUACAUUCGGUUCUGGUACUUGGGUGGUGGCGGCAAAAAUCAAAAGCAAGCUCCACAACGACAUAUUGCCAGGUACACCAACUGGAUCUAUCAUGCUACCUGGCAGUAUGCGCAACUCUGGGGAUUCGAUGAACCACGUCGGAGCCUUCUUCGCGAUACAUUGCCUCACGCUGCCAAUGUCUUUCGUACCACCUAUGUCGACAAGUACCUUACCAACAGCACUCGAAAUGAGGGACAAUGGAAUACCAGUGGGCGGGUCUGUUGGACUCAGGAUGAUGGAUAUGAUGCCAUGGAGGUAUCCGUCAGUGGAGGAGGAUGUCGACCCACCAUUGCCGCAGCCCUGUGGGGCGAAGCCACGGCAUUGGUUCGUGUGGCCAAACUGUUGAUGAUGAAAGACAAUCUGCAACAACCAGAUAUUAUUCAGGAGUUUUCCGCUUGGGCUUUAUUUUCGAAACAAGUCAUUACACAACAACAUUGGAAUCCUGCCAUUGAGUCCUUUGCCGUGAUCCCACCUCCCAAGAGGCAAGAGGAGGAAUACUUCCAACCCGGCCUUGCUCCAGCGAACUGUGAUAUACACAAGGAACGUCCACCCAAUAAACUCGUCCAGGUGCGAGAAUUACUCGCCUUUAUGCCGUGGUUCUAUUCGUCACUCUUGGACCACAAGAACGACGACAAUAUCACUGCUUUUGCUCGUCAAUUUCAGUGGCUCUUGGAGUCUACCACCGACAAUGGCUUUACUGCCCCAUGGGGGUUGCGUACCGUGCAACGGAACACGCCCUGUUACAACUACAGCUGGGACCAUGGAGACUGCUGGAAUGGUCCCACAUGGCCCUAUGAGACUUCACGAGUGCUCACAGCGGUUGCCAACCUACUUGCUGACUACAACAAUACUGCGGUGGUGGAUGCCAGUGGAAUGACACACAAGAUUUGGGAGCAGCUCUUUCUCCAAUACGCCCGACAACAUACACAAACUACCGCCGUCAAUGAUACGGCUCGUCCCCUUCCUUCUUCGGGGCAUAUCUUUGAAAAUCUGCAUCCUGAUCUCGGCUAUUGGAACAACCGAGCUCGAAUGUACUGGCGCAACGAUACCCACAAAGAUAUGGGAGACGACUACAACCAUUCUACCUUUCUAGAUCUGGUAUUCAGAUGCUGGCUUGGUAUUCGCUUGAGUACUACUGGUGUAACACAGCCAUGGCUUGUCCUGAAUCCUUUGAUUCAAGCUCCCCACUUUGCAGCCGAUCGAAUCCCUUAUCGUGGACGGGUACUCUCCAUAGUGUAUGAUCCUACAGGUGACCACUAUCCGAGAGUCUUCCCGCAGAAGGAAAACUUGGGUUUGGUCGUUCUGUUGGAGGGAAGGCUAGUGGCUCAUCGUCCUGAUCUUGGUCCAGUAGUCAUCCAAGAGGAACCACCACAAGCGCAUCCCCAGAGCUUUCUUGAGAUCGAGUAG
Messenger RNA from Seminavis robusta, 1857 nucleotides. NCBI's taxonomy places the organism in Eukaryota, Bacillariophyta, Bacillariophyceae, Naviculales, Naviculaceae. The record is from the annotation of a GenBank genome assembly.